Messenger RNA from Cololabis saira (Pacific saury), 11995 nucleotides. Its product is annotated as IQ motif and SEC7 domain-containing protein 2-like. The transcript has 17 exons. Gene Ontology annotation, molecular function: protein binding; guanyl-nucleotide exchange factor activity. Gene Ontology annotation, biological process: actin cytoskeleton organization; regulation of ARF protein signal transduction. Lineage: Eukaryota; Metazoa; Chordata; Actinopteri; Beloniformes; Belonidae. The record is from RefSeq and is a predicted model, not a curated record. The coding region runs from base 62 to 5401 and encodes 1779 amino acids.
GUUAUAUAGCCUGAGCCCCCCCUGCCAUUAGCCUGUGUGCUAAUCCUCAGAUUGGCAAGUUAUGGAUGCUAAUCAAGGUCCAGGCCAAGGGAGCCCUGAAAGCCCCAACCGGGCCGUGGAGUACCUUCUUGAACUCAACAACAUAAUUGAGAGCCAGCAGAAGCUUCUUGAAACCCAGCGGCGCAGAAUCGAGGAGCUGGAGGUCCAACUGGACCGGCUCAGCCAAGAGAACAAGGACCUGCGUUUGGAUCGGCAACCUGUUGCUCCUCCUCCGCCCGCUCCACCUCCUGAGCCUCCUCUCCCUCCACCUCCCCCACCGCCUCCUCCAACUCAGACCACAUCAACGUCCAUUUCUUCCAGGAAUCACCACUACCAAAACAGCCAACACCAAGUGUCCCCCCAGCCUCCCAUGUCCAUCCCCCUCCACCACAGCCACCACGUCCAGCAUCAUCAGCAGCAUCACUAUCAGCAGCAGCACCAUCACCACUCUUCCAUCCACCACUCCUACAACAGCACCACGACAAGUGCUAUUCCAGUUCCUGCUCCGACUUCACCCAGCCCAAUCUCCAUCUCUGUCCCGACCCAAAUCCCAGCUCCGAUCUCCUCUUCAGCCCCGGCUCCUCCACCACCGCCUCCUCCGAUCCCACCCAGAGAUCAGCCUCGGGCUCACAGCCGGCUGACCCGAGUGCCCUCCACCAGCACCGGCACCAACACCAACUUUGUGGAGAAGGAGAAGGAGAGACUGGAGCGCCUGCAUAGGGUCAACGCCUCCAACAACCACCACGCCAACACCCUUCAUCACCACAAACCUGUGGACGGCGACUCUCGGUGUCCAGAAGCAAUCACCUUUUCUGAUUCUUCGUUCGGCCAUCCGCCUCCCUUCCACCGCUAUACCAACAGCCCCCUCUCCAGCGCCUGUGACACCUACAGUCCCGCCUCCGCCAGCGGGCCCCUGGGAGUCUCCCACGUACACACACAGGGCAGCUCCCCCAUUUCUCCGCCCAGCCCGGCGAGCCUCGCCUGGGCUCAGCGCAGCCGACAUCAGCCGGCCAGCCUGGCGCUCCGCAAGCAAGAGGAGGAGGAGAGCAAACGCUGCAAGGCGCUAUCUGACAGCUAUGAGCUCUCUACGGACCUCCAGGACAAGAAGGUGGAGAUGUUGGAGAGGAAGUACGGGGGACAGUUUGUCUCCCGGCGAGCAGCGAGGACCAUCCAGACCGCCUUCAGACGGUACCGCAUGAAGAAGAACUUCGAGAGGCUUCGGAGCUCUGCCUCGGAGAGCAGAAUGACCCGCCGCAUCAUCCUGUCCAACAUGAGGAUGCAGUACUCGUUUGAUGAGCGUCUGCCGCAAAGCCAGGGACCGGUGGGCCGCCAGGGUUCAGAGGACGCCGGAGACGUGGACGACUCUUUCUCAAAGCAGGUCAAGUCCCUGGCAGACUCCAUGGAUGACUCCCUCACCUGUCAGUCCGGCCGAGAGGACUCGCAGGAUGUCGGAGGAGAAGGAGAGGAGGAUGAGGACGAGGAGGAAGGAGAUGAGGAAGAGGAAGAAGAGGAAGAAGAAGGGGAGGAGGAGGAGGAAGAGGAGGACGAGGACGACGAUUACAGAUGUGGAUGGCGCAACACUGUCGCAUCCUCCCGACGCACCGGAGGACGGGUAGAAGGGGGCAGAGGAGGCGCCGCCAUGCACGAGGACAGCACCACCACCUCCUUCAGUGAUGUCACCCUCUACAUGGAUGAAGGCUGCCUCCCUUCCUCACCCCUCUCCCGCCCUCCCUCCAGCUCUGAUAUAGAGUACUGGGGGGGAGGGGGUGCAAGUGGGAGAGAGGACAGCAGAGAGACGGAGGGAGGCAGCAACGCCAGCCGCAGGAGCAGCACCCCAUGCACAGAAUGUCGUGGGGAGUACAGAGGCAGGGCGGGAGGAGGAGGAGGGGGAGGAGGAGGAGGAGGAGGAGGAGGAGGGGGACAUCUACCCGUCCUCACCAUCGAACCGCCCAGCGACAGCUCAGUGGACAUGAGUGACAGGUCGGAGCGAGGCUCUAUCGGGCGCGUGGUGUACGAACAGGAGUCGUCCGGAGUUGAGCGAGGCGGGGGGGAGAGGGGGAGAGGAGGAGUGGAAGAAGAAAGCGGCGAGGAUGAGCAAGGAGGCGGGGGGAGCAGCGAGACGGACUCUCCGCACGGAACCAUCAAACACAAACCAAACGGCCGCUCUGUCGCCACAGCGCAGGGACAGACUCGCAGUCCUGCUAACGCCCCCCUGCAGAUGCCGUCGGCCCGGACCCUGCCCUCACACCCCCUCCAACACCCCCACAGCCACCCUCACCCCUCACCUGUCCCCCACCUGCCCACCAUCCUCCACCACCACCCGCAAUACAGCCAGCCUCACAUCAUGCACAUGCACCACGGGCACACCAGCAGUCCUUACGUGCACCACUUUGCCCAGCACCACUACCACCACCUGCACCACCAACACCAACACCCACACCAUCACCUCCCCCACUCCUACCCAGAUGCCCCCUCUUCGCCACUGCCCUCUCCGGUUCCUCCUCUCACGCCCCUGUCGCCGCUCCCACCGGCGCUCCCGCCCUCUGCACUCUCCUCCUCCUCUGUGGCGCUCCAGAACCUGGAGGCGCAGCAGCAGCACCUCGCCCACCACCCCCACCUCCACCACCACCACCUGCUGUGCUCGGACGGGGACAACGAGAGUGUCAACUCCACCACCACCAACUCCAAUGACGACACCACGGUCAACAACUGCAGCUCGGGCUCCUCGUCGCGGGACAGCCUGAGGGAGCCGAUGGGAGGAGCCACACUGGGGAAGCAGACCUAUCAGAGAGAAAGCCGCCACAGCUGGGACUCCCCCGCCUUCAACAACGACGUGGUGCAGCGGCGCCAGUACCGCAUUGGACUCAACCUGUUUAACAAGAAGCCGGAGAAGGGGAUCCAGUACCUGAUCGAGAGGGGCUUCGUGUCGGACACACCGGUGGGCAUCGCCCGGUUCAUCCUGGAGCGGAAAGGCCUCAGUCGGCAGAUGAUCGGAGAGUUCCUGGGCAGCCGGAUGCAGUUCAACAAGGACGUCCUCAACUGCGUCCUGGAUGAGAUGGACUUCUCCGGGAUGGAUCUGGACGACGCUCUGAGGAAGUUCCAGGCUCAGAUCAAAGUUCAGGGUGAGGCUCAGCGGGUGGAGCGUCUGGUGGAGGCCUUCAGCCAGAGAUACUGCGUCUGCAACCCGGUGCUGAUCCGGCAGUUCCAGAACCCAGACACCAUCUUCAUCCUGGCCUUCGCCAUCAUCCUCCUCAACACGGACAUGUACAGCCCCAACGUCAAACCGGAGAGGAAGAUGAAGCUCGAGGACUUCAUCAAGAACCUGCGGGGCGUUGAUAAUGGACAGGACAUCCCCCGAGACCUGCUGGUGGCGAUCUACGGACGGAUCCAGAAGUGGGAGCUGAGGACCAACGAUGACCACGUGUCCCAGGUCCAGGCGGUAGAGAGGAUGGUGGUCGGCAAGAAGCCCGUUCUGUCGCUGGCGCAUCGCAGGUUGGUCUGCUGCUGUCAGCUGUUCGAGGUUCCUGAUGCGAACAGGGCUCAGAGGAGCGGCGUCCAUCAGAGAGAAGUCUUCCUGUUCAACGACCUGCUCAUGGUGACGAAGAUCUUCCAGAAGAAGAAGACUUCGGUGACGUACAGUUUCAGACAGUCGUUUCCUCUGGUGGACAUGCAGGUCCAAACCUUCCAGAACACCUACUACCCACAUGGGAUCAGACUGACAUCUGCAAACCCCGGAGGAGAGAGGAAGGUCCUGAUCAUCUUCACGGCUCCGAGCCAGCAGGACCGCGCACGAUUCACCUCCGACCUCCGGGAGAGCAUCGCUGAGGUCCAGGAGAUGGAGAAGUACCGGGUGGAGUCUGAGCUGGAGAAGCAGAAGGGUGUGAUGCGUCCCGGGAUGUUGGCCGGAUCUGGAGGAGUGGGAAUGCCGGGUGCCGGGGCCGGUCCCGGCGGAGGGCCCAUGAAGGGCGAGGUGGUGAACGGCACCCUGGGCAGGCCGAGCCUGGACGACACCUACGCCUCGGUGGAUGGACUCAAGCGCACGGCGCUCAGCUCCUCGCUCAGAGACCUCUCAGACACAGGGAAGCGAGGUCGUAGGAACAGUGUGGGGUCUUUGGACAGUACCAUUGAAGGUUCCAUUAUUAGCAGCCCUCGUCCUCACCAGCAGUGCCCCCUGCCUGCUGGAGGUCUGUCUUACAGCCCCAUUAUGAUCCCGUCGUCUCCAGCAGUCUACCGGCCACACCGCCCUACUCAGAGCCCCGGUACAGGGGUGGGGGGUGGGCCGGGGCUCUGUCACAACCAGGGGGGGGUCACUAUCUCCCCCCUCGCGAGCGGGGUAGGGGCUGGGGGCGUAGGAGGGAUGCCGAGUGGGGGCAGCCAAACUGGAGGCGGACGGAUGGGGAAUUUCCUAGGCAGUCGCAGAGGCAAAGUUCCUGGUCCCCUGACGAUGACGUCGCCCCCUCCUCAGAGUCCCCAGAGUCCCCUGAUGAUAUCAUCACCCCCCCACUACCCCGCACCUGCACCUCCCAUUCUUCACCCGUCCUCCCCUUCCCCAUGCCCCUCCCCAUCACCCAACCUCGCUCAGUCGGACUCAGGAGUUGGAGGGGCCGGAGGUACGGUAGGGGGGCCGUCCAAGCUCCAGGCUUUACACGCCCAGUAUUGCCACGGCAACAGUGGAGGAGGCGGAGUCAAUGUCACUGGGCACCAGCAGCAGCAAACGCCACCCCCGCCCUACCAUCACCAUCACCGCUACCACAUGCAAAGCGUCCCGCAGCACCACAUCCUCACGCACAGGUUCUCGGCGCCGCGGCGGCAGGGCCCGCCCGGCAGCGCUCCCUCUCAUAUCCAGCAGCACCAGAGGCUGCAACAUGCCAUCAGCCAGCACCCUCGCUACAACAUGGCCUCGGGCUUCAUCACGCCCCCACCACUGUCCCCACACUCCCCCGUCACCCCUACUACUCCACACGGACUCUACCACCCGCACCCUGCGGUGGGACGGCCGGGUGGAGGCACCAAGCUGCCGCUGACCAUCUCGCACUCCCAGCCCCACCCGCACGCUCACACACACUCUCACAACCACGCCGUUCACACACACUCCCCGCUCAGCCCUUCCCCCUCCGUCUCCCCCUCUACCCACUUCAUCUUCUCCACCCCGCCGCCACAGACUCCCUCGGCGCGCCUCAUCACCCAGACGUCUCCACAGCCCUACACGCCCCAAUAUCCGCCGCUCUCCUCCAUCCCGCCUCCCCCUCCACACUCCCCGUUACCUCCGCCGUCGACCGCCCCGCUCUCCCCGCACCCCCCAGGAGCAGGGCAAGGGGGACCCAAAUCCAAGCCCGUAAGCCGGAUCAGCACAGUCGUAUGAGGAGGCAGAAACCGAGGACGGUGGUGCGCGAUCCUGCUGUGAGCCGCCAGGGGGCGGUACUGAGGGCGAGCAUGAGUGGGAGGAGGAGGAGAAGAGGAGGAGGAGGAGGAGGGCAAAUGCAGGUGUAUCGAAACGGUCGCCUGGUGAGGAGGAGAGUGCUGAGAGCUGGGAGGAGGAAAUUGCUCAGCCUGUGUUAUUUUCACAUUCACUUCCCUCACAAGUAAAAAAGACUCACUCGUGCUGAGAGAUGUUUAUUGGCAACUUGUGCCCUGCAGGGACUAAUCCUCCGUGAAAACCUGCCAGCGGAGCAGCAAGAACUUCAAUCAUGGCAUUUUUCCCAUCACAUGAAGAUGAGGGGAAACGCCACAUAGUCCUGUCUAACUGAAAAUGUCAUCAUUUUCCCUUCGCAGUGCCCUUCCAACCUGAGCCGGGACUCUUGAGAACAUGUCUGUAGCUCUUUAUUGACAGACGAAGUGUUCAUGUCAUGUUGUGAGUACGAGUUUUUUGUGUCGCUGUAGUGGACAAACGGUUCAGGGACCAGUCGUAAAGGGAACAGUGCCUGAGAAUUGAACGCUAGGCUUAGCGCUUACUGCUAACGCCAUGUCGAGUGGUGGUUAAAGGGGCAGUUCAGGUUUAUCGGAAGCCUGAGAGCAGAACGAGUCCAGUUAGUAUAUUCCAAAAAAUCACAGUAGUCUUGCACCACCAUGUUAUCGCACAAAAAGCACUUGUAGGAUUGUUUUUGGUUGUUGAGUAUUUACAAGCCAUGAGGCAGAAGCAGAAGUGGAUAGCGUUAAUAUGGUGCAGUUUCCGUGUCCUAGACAGGUAUGCAUGACCUGUGCAAUAGCUAGUGAUUAUCAGUGUGACCAUGGUUAAAAUCCCAUAUGCAGGGGGAGGGAUUUGUUGUAACAUAAAGCCCCAAUCCAGCGUUUAUUUUGCCAUGAAAAGUAAAGUUUCCCAGACGCUUUACCUUCUGUGUGAAGAAUAACUUUUUAAACCUUUAAAUAAGCCAUCUAAACAAAAACUACAGGUCUUUUACCUUUUGUGUUUUGCAAAAAACAACUAGAAGCCUUUAGUGUUUGUGGAUUACAGGGUUUUAUCAGGGGGUGCGAAACUAUCGUUUUGGGUUUCCCAAAUUUUCGCCAUUUAUUCAUUCGUGUAUAUUUGGAGUCUAUUGGUACCAAAUCUGUGAAUGAGCUCACUUCACUGUCAAGUAUCCCAGUUUAUUUGGAAGCGUAAGCCUGAAUUUGUCAAAAAGGAUAUCUGAUAUCUGAAUUUUAUGCUCCAUAUAAGUUGCCAGAGAAGGAGAUUAAUCUGAGAGGUGCCAAACAGGGAAAUAAAAUCUUUUUGUUUCACUCAGUAGAUGAAAACAGGAAGGUACAGUAGUAACAUAUUUAUUUCAGGUUACAUUAAAAUCCAACUCUGCACCAUUCUCAACUGCUAUAUCGACAGGAAACUGGGUGGAAAAUUAAAAUAAAACUUUUGUUUUUUUUUUACAUUUCCAAACUUAAAAGUGCGACCAACAAACUGCUCAGGAAGAGCGAGAGAGCAGGGUCCCCCUUUUCCAGGACUGCCAAAGCUUCAGAUCAGGGUGUCUCAUUUUAUUUAAUUUCCUGCAGAUUCGCUCCGUUCCUUCAUUGUUUCCUCCUUUUUUUUUGGGGUAGAGAAGAAUGAUGCCAGAGUGAAUUUAUUUAGAGGCAUUGAGGAAUAAAAUUCAUAUAUUUUAAAUACAGGUAUUUCAGAUAUUUGUUGUAAUUUUCUACUACAGCUCUGGAGCCUAUAGAGCGGUACUUGGUCCGCUUCUGGUCCACACUAGUGCAGUUUCAUUCUGAAAAGCCAGAUCUGUAUCCACACUGAUGCCUCAAGGUCAUGUUGGAAACACCGAUGGCAGCACAGUCAGCAGCGCUUAUUUUACAAUCUCCAUGUUGUUCACGAUGAUGUUCAGGCUGUGUGUGUCGUCUUCCAGGAGUGGUCAAAUUAUUUGGCCUCAGCCAAUCAGGAAAGGACAGAUCACGAAGCAGAUGUGUGCAACCACGUCAUCGUUUAUGAGGGCUUUUGAUUUUCUCCGUCCAAAGUGAACCACAAUCGGAUCACUCACAAACUGAAAUUCAAUUUUUUUACAGCUGAAUUGUGUUUAUCAGUUAUAACUGUAACAAAAUUUCCACUUUUUAAAAUGAAACUGAGUAGUGUGGAUGUAGCUUCAGGAUGUAGCAUCAGGGUGCUACAUUCAUGACGACAUUGUUGGAGGUCGAGAAGGAGCUGCUGCGCCAACGGCGUUCGUUAGCUCACGCCUCCAUCACGGAACCACCAAUAGGAGUACAGACCUGUUUGAGUUUGAAUAGCGGCUGCAGACCCAGACAUUUGUCUGUGGGUAGCGUCUGUGACUCGGGGCGCCAUCGACCUCAGCCAGCGGAGGUCAUUGAGGAGCAAAUCUGCCGGGGCCUCACAGUGCAUGCUGGGUAGCCUGCUACAAAAGCCUGUAAGUCUGUGAGAAUCCUCAGACUAAAUAUCAUUACUUUAUUACAUCCAAUGAAAGUCCAGGUUUUUGUUUUAAGAUCAGAAAAUAACUUUCCAAAGCCUUCAAGCGUAAAUGAAAACCAAACAUUUCAAGAAUAAUGAAUAAUUUCCCACCCAGUCCAAUUUGCUUUCAUCCCUCUGAACAGUAGGUGAAUCAUUUCUGGUGUAUUUGAGGACGAGCGAUGUUAAAACAGACAUUUUCCACCUGAGGUGUUUCAAAAUGGAGGAUAAGGUGCCUUCAGAUAUAAGGAUGUUAAAACAUGAAAUAAUCAUAAGAAAUGCUAAUCAAGGAAGACCAACUUAAAGCAAAAAGACAAUUCAGGAUCUAUACCAGGAGGUUGUUGGUGGAUUCACAACAGAAAAUAGGAAGUCAUUUACUGCAUGUUUGAAACAUGUUGGCAGGACUCAGCCUUUCGCCACCCUCAUCAUCUACAAAGACUUGAAGGAACCUGAAACCUGGACCUAAUUUCAUCCAGAAGAACUUACUAACAUCUCACAGGACUGGACUGUAAAGCAUGUUUCACUGUCACACAGCACCAAGUGAAUACUCUUGAACAAAUCCAUUUUUAUACAUUAUUUUUGCACUUAGCAUUUAAAUCUACCAUCCUGGUGUUUGAGUCUUCUCCUUGUUUCCCCUCUUAUUUUCCAUUAACUGCAGACUACCGGAUGUUGUGGAGGGAAACACACAAUGGCAGGUCGAAAGUUCUUCCAUCCCUGAACUACCUUAACAGCCAUUUGCAUUUUUUGACAAUAAAUCAAACGUUCAGUGUUGGCUGCUCUCCUGUCAGUGAGACUGUGUUAGUUACCUUCUCAUACACAUAAUUACCAGCAUUUAGCUGGUGGAUCAUAGGAAAUUCCUCAGAUGCUCUGAAUGCAAAUUUUAUUGACACGUUUUUGGUUUCCUGUGAUUACCUGAAUGCAUCACCUGUAGAUAUUACCUGUACAGUGUGUUCUGUUUUGAAUGGGGCCAACGGCAUCAAUCUGAAACUGAAGUUCAGAACUGCUUGAAUUAACAAAAUAAUGUUCCAAAGGCAAAAAGGUUCAUUUGGGUUCUUCAGGGUCUUUGAGCAUUCUUUGUUUCCUUUUUUUCCUUGUCCUUCAUGUUUGAGCUUUGUGGAAAUACAUCAGAGAUUCUGAUCACUGACGGAGUUCCACAGGGAUCCAUGUUGGCUCCCCUGUUGUUUUCAAACUGAAGAACCCCUUUGGCUUUUUGGCGUGAGCUACUAGUAUUUCUAUCAGUAUUGUUGUGUGACGAGCUUCUACUAACAUAACGUAUUCCUUGGGCUGCUUUCUAUUUUUAGCAUUUUUGAUUUUGUUAUGUGCUGACAAUGUGAGAUGUUUUUUUCUGAUUUGGGUAUCUUAUGGAAGUACUAAAGCAUUUUGAUUUAAAUAUUUUUACAACAAAGCAAACAAUCUUCUGUGAUUACCAUACCACUUAUUCUAAUAUUUUUUAAAACAGACUGUGAUGAUUACAUUCACUGAAUCCACAGCAUGCUAAUGCAAACAUACACACCAACACACAUCUGACAUGUCGCCAAGCGUCUCACCAUCAGCAGCACCAAACACCGCAUCAGUAAUCACCUCGUGUUCAGCUUCUUUGAGUUCUGCAUUGUUGAGUCUGCACCAUAUAUGAGCAAUCACCUGUAGAAGCACUACGUAUCUCUGUAAAGGCCACUUAGUCACCAGAAACACCCUGGAAGUAAUACCUGACAUAUUCCAAAUACUAAUUUCAAGGAGCACUGGAUCUAACCUACUUGGUAAGGACUACACAAGAAAUCAUUCUUUUCCAGCACAUGCCCAAGGUAACUCAAAAAAACCCUCAAUCAAGGUCCAUGCCCAUGCGUUUGGCACAUUGUAGUACAGUUAUAAAUCCUGCAGUCAUGUGCAAAUGUUAGCAUGCCCUCUUUUAAUUCUAUGUCUUUUUUUUUGGUGUUCACUGUGUAAAAACAUAAUAAAAAUCCACUAGAUUGCAGCAGAUCUUAGUAUUAGCCAAAUACAUCAGACAAAUAACAGCAUAAUAUGACAUUGAGCCAUUUUUUUACUGAACAGAAUUUAAGGCACAAACAAAAAAAAAGGUAGGCAAUACUACUAUACUGCAAUACUAAGUAGCCCCAUGGUACAAUAGCAUGUAUAUCUUCCAUUUGCAGCAAUAACUUGAAGGUUGAAGGAGAAAUGUGGUCCAUUCUCGUUCACAAAACUGCUCAAGUUCAUUGAGGUCUCUCUGCAUUCACUUAUGCAUAACAUUUUACGAUCAUAUCAGUUACGCCACGGUGUGGGUGAGACUACGAAAUUACAAACCUUGAUUAUUUUAUUGAUCAAUCAUCAUUACCUAUUACAUAACAUAGUUUCUUAUACUCUGUCACAGACAUAAUCUGGUAAACAGAGCAGUCCAUGGCUCACUCAAAAGUGCAACAACCCCAAACCAUCAACUCUCUGCACCGGGCGUGACAAGCUUAUGCUGAAAUGCUGUUUAUCUUUUUGCCAGACUUGGUACUGUUUAUUGAGGUCAAUCAGCUCUACAUUGAUCUCAUCUGUCCAAAGGACAGUAUUUCAGAGGUUUUGGGGUUUGUUCAGAUCCAGUUUGGUGAUCCUCAGGUGUUCCUACUGUGUUUUUUCAAAAAAAGGCUUUAUACCGGCAAGCCCUCCAAAAUAAUCCAUACUGGUUAAGUCUUUUUUUACUCUUGAACAUUUAACCAGAUCACUAAUGCUUGUAGAGUUUGACAUGUUGCUCUUGGAUCUUUUAAUUUUCUCUGAGCAUUGUAUUGUUUAGAUUGGAAACCAUGUUGAAUGUUUUCCACAUGUUCGAUCCCACUGUAGAAUAUUAUACUUUAUACAGUAUAUACUUUAUUUUUAGGAAAUGCUUUUAAACCUCUUUCCAGAUUCUAAUUGUGCACCAACAAUCCUUUCUCUAAGACUUUUACUUCUGUUGUUCCCUUUUGGCUUUAUGUUAACAGGCCCCUGAACAUUUCAGACCAGCAAUCUGCCGAAAUAAAUCCAUAUGGAAGCAUUAACAGGGUACUUAGUAUUGCAAACAUUUUUGUUGUUAAAUAAAUAAUGGCAUGAUGUGAUAAAAAUAAUAUAAUUUGUUUCUGGUUGUAUUGGCUGGAAACUACCAUCAGAUGCUUUUUAUUAGGCUUUUGUACACAUGCUCGGUUAGAGGAGUGGGCGAUAACUAUUGCACAUGACUGUACAAUCUCUGCUCAGAGCAACACUUCGAGUCAUCAAAUCUAGGAAUUUUUACUUUGAGACAUCAAGAAGGAUCAAAUGCCUUUUCCCUGAUGUGAACUAAAUCAGCGGUUGUCGGGGAGGUAUCAAAAAAUGUAUUCGAUCAUUCAAAAUAGUAAUACAUUGUUCUUGCAGUUCAAAAACAUGUAUGGCCCUUUCAUUUUUCUGUUUUUUUAUUUUUUUGCCCUGAUCUGCUCUCCACUAUCAGCUUGCAUGUUGAUAUUUAUUACAUUAUCUUCACUGAAUGAGCUGUAUUAUAGAUAUGAAUGUAAAUAACAGUUGUUAAAUGAAAACUGAUAAUCCAAACAUUCAUUUUCUUGGCGGUGGGUCGUUCGACGGUGCUGGUUUGCAUCGGGAAUAGAAGAUCUGUUUUGUUUUGUUGGUUUGUUGCCUCUGAUUAACACCAAAAGAAACAGAUCUGGUCUGACUGCUGCAGGUAAAACAGGGAGACUUUAAAAAAAAAAAAAAAAAAAGCACAUCAGAUCUGAUUCUAAUAACAUUAAAAGCAUUUGAGUCUUCUGUUCCCAUGUAACGGCAGUGUGUGUUCAUCUGUUCAAGGGCCGUGAACAGGAGGUCUGAGCUGUUUGUUUCUAAAUAACACAAAUGACCGAUUUGUGGAGAAAACACAUUUCUUGUUUAUAAUGUAGAGAAAGACUGCAAUAGUUCUUGUAAAAUUGUACGAGUAAAGUGUCAAAUAUGUGUCAACAGAGACAACAUUAUUUUAAAAAUUCAUUAUGGGGCAAUUUUAGCUGUGUAUAUAAAUAUAUAUUACUUGUACUUUGUUUUUGAAAUGACAGAGAUAUGGAAAAAGUGGAACUAUUUAUUGCUCUAAUUAUAUAAAAAUCUGUUCAUGUG